Epinephelus lanceolatus (giant grouper) is the source of this 2151-nucleotide messenger RNA. NCBI's taxonomy places the organism in Eukaryota, Metazoa, Chordata, Actinopteri, Perciformes, Serranidae. The record is from RefSeq and is a predicted model, not a curated record.
AUGAGAAUCUUUACAUUUCUCACGUUUGUACUUCUGCUAAUACAUCAAAGCUUCUCACUCUCCAGACCACAGUGUCACAGCUGUGAACAAACAUCCUGUAACUGCUCAGGACAAAACCUGACCACCGUCCCUGCGGCCCCUUCAAAGCUCAUCACUCAACUUGAUCUCUCAUGCAACGAACUGAGGACAAUAAUGAAAGAUGACUUUGCAGCAUUUGCCAGUUUACGGUCUUUGAUCAUGAAUAACAACAGCAUCCAAAAAAUCCAUGAGCAAGCAUUUGUCCCGCUGACAAAUUUGGAGAAGUUGGACUUGUCCUUCAACAAACUGGAGAUGUUGUCUGCUGGAUGGUUUGAGAAUCUUGUUUCUCUUCAGCACUUAAAUCUUUUGGGGAACGAAUAUAAAAUGUUGGGUCAAGGUAAUCUUUUCCAGCCACUGAAGAAAUUAAAGACCCUAUAUUUUGGAGGACCUGAACUUCAGUCUGUCAGAAAAAGUGACUUCUCUGGCCUCAGUGGUCUUGAAGAGGUUGUUUUUGAUGGAAAGAAUCUACAAGACUACAAAAGAGGAAGUUUGAGAGAAGUUGGGCCAGUUAAAUAUGUAACACUUGGUCUGAAUGAUUCUAAAUUGGUCUUAAGAUUGUCGGGUGGCAUGAGUUUUCCCUCAAGCUUGGGCCAUUUGGAGGCUAUUGUAGUGAAAAACGUUGAUGUCCCUGCUUUUUACCUCUUCCCAGCUCUACUUGCCGAUGAAUCUCUGCUACCAGUGUUGCGAAGGGUGACUGUGCAGAACUGCAAGGUGUACCUCCUGCCUUGUGAAUCUGCUGCCACUCUUACAAGGCUUGAGUAUUUGGACUUCAGUGACAACUUGAUUACUGAUAUGGCCCUUAGUAACAUCAUGUGCAAUGGCGAUAGUGAUUUUAGGCUUCUGCAAACCAUCAAUAUCAGCAGGAAUUACCUGCAUUCAAUCAACAGCCAGCUCUUCACCAAACUAAAUGAACUUAAAAAUAUUGACAUGAGUGGAAACAUAUUUCAUAAAAUGCCUGAUAUUUGUUACUGGCCACCAAGUCUCCAAUUCUUAAACCUUUCAUCAACACAUUUAACAAAAGUCACCACCUGUUUGCCUGUGAGUUUACGUGUCCUCGAUCUGUCAGACAACGAUUUGACCGUGUUCAACAUCGAACUACCUUUUCUCACAGAUUUAUACAUCUCUGGCAACAAGAUCAGUCAUUUGCCAGAUGGGGGUUUAUAUCCUAGUGUUGUAUUUGUCUCCAUUCAAAACAACAACUUGCAUACAAUCAGCAGCAAAAGUCUAAAUGAUUAUAAUAGUCUGACGAGCCUGGAGGCUGGUGCUAACACAUUUGUCUGUUCAUGUGACUUCGUAGCUUUCAUGACGACUGACUGGACUAAUCAUCGAGUCACAAUUGGAGAUGAGUUCAAGUCAUACAUCUGUGAGUCCCCUGACUCUACAAGAGGAAAGAGCGCGUUAGAUGCGAGGUUGUCGGUGUUUGAGUGCCACACAGCUUUAGCUUUUUCUUUACUCUGCUCAGGCAUACUGCUAGUGUUUCUGCUUGUUGCAGGUUUGUGUCACAAAUUCAGCGUUUUGUGGUACAUGAAGAUGACCUGGGCCUGGCUGAGAGCCAAGAGAAAGCCAAAGUUAAAAAAGGGAGAGCUUGAGUAUGACGCCUUCGUGUCCUACAGUGACAUGGACUCUGGCUGGGUUGAAACAUAUCUGGUCCCAGAGCUGGAGCAGGCCGAGCCUCCUCUCCAGCUCUGCCUCCACAAGAGAGACUUUGUUCCCGGAGGCUGGAUCUUGGACAACAUCAUGGACGCCAUCGAGAAGAGUCACAGAACUCUGUUUGUCCUUUCUCAGCAUUUCAUCAGGAGUGAGUGGUGCAAGUACGAGCUGGAUUACACCCAUUUUAGACUGUUUGACCAAAAUGACGACACAGUUGUGCUGAUUCUGUUGGAGCCUAUUGACAAAGAGACCAUCCCCAAAAAGUUCUGCAAGCUGCGGAGAGUCAUGAACUCCAGGACGUACCUGGAGUGGCCUGAUGAUGACGGCCAGAUUCCCAGGUUCUGGCACAGCUUGAGAACAGCUAUUAAAAGACCUGAAACUGAUCACAAAGACCAUCUAGAGUUUGACAAUACGGACGUUUAA